Culex quinquefasciatus (southern house mosquito) is the source of this 9711-nucleotide messenger RNA. It is a transcript of the gene sty, whose product is annotated as protein sprouty. The transcript is spliced from 2 exons. The record is from RefSeq and is a predicted model, not a curated record. Bases 1800 to 3482 code for a protein of 560 amino acids. Gene Ontology annotation, biological process: multicellular organism development; negative regulation of fibroblast growth factor receptor signaling pathway; animal organ development. NCBI's taxonomy places the organism in Eukaryota, Metazoa, Arthropoda, Insecta, Diptera, Culicidae. Gene Ontology annotation, cellular component: membrane; cytosol.
UAGAGCUUUGAUCGUGUACGGACUGUGUGCCGCGCCCGUACGUGUUACGUACGUCCCGAACGCUCCCCGGUCGAGCAGGAGGAAAACCGUCUCUCGUCUCUCUGCUUUUGUGGGAAGGAUUUUUUUUUGUUGGUCUACUCGUUCGUGUGUGUGAAUAAUAAAUACACGCAGGAAUUAAGAAAAGCGGUUCUCGCGCGGUAAUUGCUACCCAAUUGAGGUGAAAGCACGCACGAAGGCACUCGCGCGACGGUCGUGAAAUCGUGAAUCGUAGUCGCAGCCGCAGCAGCCGCGCCGUGACAGGAAGUGAAUAUUGCGAAUGGGUGUGUGUGUGCGACACAUACACACACGCACACACAUGCACACUGGGUGGUGUACACACACGGCAGGAAGUGAGUGAUAAGUUGCGGUGGGUCCGUCCGGUAAUUCGUGAAUAAUUCGCGUGCGUGCGUGAGAUGUGACAGUCAUUUGUCACGGGCCCGUGACACGCGCAAAAGUUAAGGUGAAACGCACACGCACAGAGGUGGGCAGCACGCGUGUGAAUGAACGAGUGAGUGAGAGAGAGGAGCAGCAGCAGCAAGAAGAGAGUGAGUGAGAGUGAGGGGGAGAGAAAAUCUCAGCGACGACGCGGCACAGUACGCGCGUCGCGCCUCAACACAUACUGGUGCAGUGCCAACACAGCCGACACAGACACAACAUCGCGCGCAGCACAAAAAUCGCCUCAGAAAAACAACAUCGGCGACGAGACCGUCGUGGCCCCGUCGUCAGCAGCAGCAGCAUGAAAAGUCGAGCUCCGCGCGACAAACGCCCCAAGCGUGGAGAAAAGGCCCUUUUCAAAAGUGAUUUAUUUCUGUUCAUAUUUUUUUCUGGCGACCGAAAAAGAGCAUGAAGGAAAAGUAACAACCCAAAAGGGGGAAAAUACGAAGAAAUAUACCUAAAAUUGUAGUUAAAAAUAAUAAAGUUUGUAUAUUUAUAUACACACACGAAGAAGCAAGAAAAAAAUAAGAGGAAAAAAAGUUCGAAACACCAGAAAGAAGCAAAGAAAAAAAAAAGAUUUUUCUUCAGUGCGAUCCCCCGUUUCGCGAAUGAUUUCAUGAAUGAAACACACAGCAUCCCGAGCGCGCACACACACACGCGACACAAGCGAAGGAAACAACACAAAUUGAAAAGGUGAAAAGAAAAAGUGCGCAAAGCAAAGUCAGUGCAAGUGCGAAAAGUACGAAAAGUUCAACAGUAGCAAAGCAAAAGUGUUGAAAGUGUGUUUAAACAAGGCGAAAUCAAGCCAGCUGAGAAAGAAAUCUAAAAGUGUGUGCAGAUAAGUCGAAAUCUGAGGAAAUCGCCACAUCCCAGCAAAGUGAAGCAAAUAACACGAAAUUAGUGCUAGAAGGAAAUAAAAGCAAAGAAGCAAAAAGUGCACAAAAAGAGUCAAGCAAAAAGAUAAGUUGAAAAAAAAAUCAAGUGAAGUGAAGUUCCACGCGUACCGGGCCCAGUUCCGGCCGACCAUGUAUCUAGUGUUUCCGGCACACAAAACUUGGAUUAACAUUGGAGGUAGCAGAGCAUCGACGACAACGAGGACGACCACGACAACAGCAACAACCGGCUACAGCAGCAACAACGACCGGCAGAACCAGCGACGACCGGAAGUGAGAAGCGCCGGAUUACGGAUUACGGAUGUGAAUCGGAACCCGGUUUAAUUGCUUAUUGAUUAUAAGGCGAUUAAAACAACGAUGACGGAUCUUGGUGGACCCCGGCUGAAGCAGACGCAGACGCAGCGAAGACGCUAGCCGCAUCGAGAGAGCUACAUGGAUCGCAGAAAUGGCGGCGAUCCUUUGGCGCCUCCUCGGCCCCCCAAGUCUCUGCCCCGUGUUCAUCGUCCCCGGGCUCCCGAGCCGGCCAUAAUGAGCUCCGCCGCCGAUACGACCUCGACCGCGAACCGAAGUCUCAGCAACGUACCGCCGCAACUGUCACCAAAACCUAGGAAUCUAAGCUCUUCCAGUAGUAGUACGACGACAACGACGACGCCGGCUGCGCCCCGAAGCAGCAGCAAUAUCAGUUCAUCAAUUCCACCGCCGUUGCCCCCGCAGAUUGUGCCGCUGACGCCGCUGCACACCCGAAGCCAACACCACCACCACCAGCAGCACCUUCUUCCUAGUAGUCAUAACAAUAGCAGUAGUCAUAGUCUAGUACAGCCAGCAAGUACCUUCUCGCGACGACGUCCACCGGCAGCGCUACCGUCGCUCUCCGUCGCGGUGAGCAGUAGUAACAGCAACAUUUUGGGUCCUCCGAGCUUGGAGACGAGCCUGCCGCCCGCCGCCACAUCCCCGGUCACGCUGGCUGCGCCGCGACCCGAGAACGAAAGGCUUACGAACGAGUAUGUCGACACGCCGUUCAGCAACAGCCGGCUAUCGCCACCGUCAUCGAACCGGGUGCCGCGAUCCGCGGCGACCCCCGGGUCGGCGGUGGCAGCGCCACAAGGUGAAGAUCCAACGAGUCGACAGCUAUCAUCAGUAUCGCCGCAUUCACCUAGCAGUAACAGUAGUAGUACAACGGGCAAGCCAAUCGGAUCGACGGCGAUGCCGACGACGCUGCACGGCAGCGGUAGGAACUUUAACAAUAAUACGAUCAACACUAGGCCAAAUCAAUUACCGCUGGGACAGCAGCACAGGACGGUGGGGGCGGCGGCGGUGGCGGCUGCGACGCCGUUGUCCGCGGGUGGCUCACCCACGAUACAGUCAGCAACAUUGCCAAUUACCAAACAACCAGUAUCGAACCAUACCUUUAGCAAAGAUGCGGCGGCGACGGCGACAGGCCUGCACGAGCUGGACUGCAUCGAGCUGCACCCGUCGACGAACGGUGAUCUACUUAACUCCAUCACCUGUCCGCACUGUAAAAAGUGUCGCUGCGAGGAGUGCCAGCGGUCGCGGCAGCUGCCCUCGCGGUGGCUCUGCGACAACAGCUGUCUGUGCAGCGCGGAGACCAUCAUCGACUACGCGUCCUGUCUGUGCGUCGUCAAGGCCCUGUACUACCACUGCUCGAAGGACCACGAGAUGGAGCGCGAAAGCGACACGAUAUCCUGCGCCGAAGAUCCCUGCUCGUGUCUGCCGCACAAGCGAACGACGCGGUGGGGCCUGCUGGGCGCGCUGUCCCUCGGUCUGCCCUGCCUCUGGUGCUACUGGCCCAUGCGGGGCUGUGUGGCCGUCUGUGCGAAAUGCUACGCUAAACAUUCCCGACACGGUUGCCGCUGCCAGCUGCAGAACGGAGCCGGCAGUCUCGCCGGAAGCAUCCUCGGCGGCGGAGGCCCCGGCCAAAGUGCCAACGGCACGACCGGACCGGACCACGCCAAGUUCUCCGCCGUCACCGGCACCAGCCCCGUCUUUGGCAUCAAGGCGAAACACCACCACCACAGCAGUCACCACCACCACCACCACCAUCAUAGCGAUCUUACGCCCGAGAAGCGGCUGCUCGACUCCAGCCCAGAGUACUGAUAUAUGCUGUAUCUGUGAGCGGGCGGACCCAACAAAAAAUAGCCGCCCGCUGGCAGACGUCAUCGUGCAACGGUAAACAAUAGGAGCGGAGGAGGAGGAGUGCGUCGUGUGCGUGUCGUAGGGUCUAACAACAACAACAAUAAUCAUAAACUCGGCGCGGGUAACACAAACACACACACACGUGGGAUUCGAUAGAAAUGAGAUCGGCGAGAUCGAAUUGGAACGGGGAGGGGAGAACUGUUUUAAUUAUAAUUUAACCAAAGACUGCAGACUAUUAUUGAGUUAUGUUUUUUUGAUAUAAAUAAUAAUUAUUUUUUCGUAUGAAAACAAACGCAAAAAGAGGAAAAGAGGGAGGAAACGGAGGAUUAACCAAUAUCGCGACAAGUCGACUAUUCUAUUGCUAUUUCUAUCAAUCUACCACACACACACACACGUGCACACGCACGCACACUGUUAGGUUAUGUUGUGUUUGUUUGGGCAAUUUGAAGGGGGGGAUCACCGUCAGAGAGACGCUUGACAGCUGUCAAACCUAGUGCGGAUCUACCCCUUCAGGUUGUCAAACGAACACAACAUUGGGCUUCACGCACUUGCAGAAGUCUCUGUCUUAUCGCGAAACGCGAGAACGAAUCGCACGCGAAAAGUACAGAACCGCGAUUCUGACGGAGAGCAAGGUUCUGCAAGUGCGUGAACCAUUUCGAGCAGAUUGCGCCGCCAAGACGGAGAAAACCGGAAACGCUAAUUUAUUCUAACUGUUCAAACGAUAAGUGGGGUGGGUGGGGAGGAGGUGCGGGGAAUCUCUCAAUUUUCCAGAGAGAUUCGAGUAUAUUUUAACGAGAGAGAGAGAGCGAGUGUAAAACGAUUUGAGCGCGCGCGUAGUCGAAAGAAAAGUGUUAGGGACAAACUUAGUUAGGAUGUUUUUUUUUUUUCAAGAGUUGCGCGCGAACGAACGAGAGUAAUUUAUUUGCCUGUGCGCCCGCGAGGGAGGAGGUGUUGGGCAGGUGGAACGACUGUUUGUGCUCGAUAUUUUAAAAAUAUCGAUCCGCGAAGCAAAUGGGGCAAAACGAGACAUUCUGUUGGGGUCGAGGGUCGCGAGAGUAGGUAGGUGAUUAAGGUAAAACAAUUAGGACAAACAAAUGAAGAAAUCGAGGUGGUAUGACCGAGGAAAACCCUGUAAAUAUCUAUACAUAUUUAUCCAAAUGACUAAUUUAAUGUAGACAACCCCCCUACAUCAGGCAAACCGAGAAAAGGGAGAAACUAUUUUUCUUAACAAAACAACAAAAAAUAUGUGUAUGCAAUUGUACGCGAGAUGUAUAUAAACCACACAAACACACAGGAAGUAGGAGAAGCUGAAAAAUGAAGGGAAAAAUCAUAAGCAUAUUUAUAUUUAAAAAUACACACACACACGAAGGAACCACUGAAAAAUGUGUAAUAUAUAUUUUUUUUGUUCGACGGGGAGCACAUUCAACUGUGGGCUCCACGUGUCUCGGCGAGUGAGUGAAAAGAUGCACGAAUGUGAAUGUGAGCGAGCGAGCGAGCAAGCGUAUGUGUGCUUUGUGUAAAUAUUUAUCGCGCGCGCAGGAAGGAAAGGAAAAGAAAACGCAAGAAAGAAAACAAAUCAGCAUUAUCCGGUACGAGCUGUAUGGAUUGCUUUAUUUUCUCGAGAAAAUCAUGGAGCAAAACGUGGAAAUCUAAAACUGAGAGACUGGAUCAAAUGUUGGGAUUUUCCAAAAUUGCUGGAAGGUAGCUUGCGGUCGGUGAAACGUUGACAGAAUAACUUUGGGAAGAUGGCAACUCGAUUCGACGUCACAGCACAAUGUUAGAAGCGGUUCUUUUGAGGGGCACUCAUUUCUCGUGGUCAAUUGGCAAUUUGAGUAUCGCAUUUUUAGCAACAUACGAUCUAAAUCAAGCCAGACUGAAAACAUAGUGAAAGGCUCGUUUGACCCCGGAAAAAAUGUCCCAAAUUUCAAAGAAGUGUUCCUUACUUUGUCAAAUCAAGUUGCAAUCUUCGACAAAGUUACAUAGAUCUUCAACAAACCAAGGCGCCUUCCAUCGAUCAGGAAACGCCCAACUUUGGCCGCAAUCGUUGCAGCGAACUCCGCGAGAGGGGCAGGGUCCCAAGUUCGGGGGGGCUGCCGAAUCAACUUCUCGUAACGCACGUAUCAAUUCUGCUCACGGCAUGCAAAAUAUGUGCAGAAAUCAUCACGUUUCCAAUCAGCCGCCACCCCGAGUGUGAAUGUACUUUUAGCAGCCGCCACACAACUCACAAGUAAAUAUAGCCCGAAGAAGAAGAAGAAGCGAAAAAAAAUCAGUUCAUUGUUAUUUAAAUUGAUAAAAGCGCUGAUUAAAGUGGUGCAUUCACCAGCAAAGUCGGGCGAAGGCGACGACCAUAAUUGAAUCGAUUGUGAUGUGGCCACCGCCACUUCCAGCAUGUGGCCCCGCGCGAUUUAUGCUGCCCUUGCGAAACUGGAUCCGCCGGAUCGAUCCACACGAGGUUUUUGCGCCUUCUUCUUCAUCUCUUGUUUUGCUAAGGCGCGAAUAGUGCGCGAGAGUGUCUACGCGCGCGGUCGUCUGCGAAUUUUAUUUAUUUUCGAAAGUGAUAACCUAUAUGGACAGCACCCGGGAACACAAAUAACACAGAUAGGGGCGAGUUCGAUUGGUCGUCGUCGUUGUAAGGCGCCCUGCGCGGCCCUGCACGUCAACCGUUUGAGGCGGGAGCAGUUGUAAUUCAAGCUUCUUCUACGGGCAAUUGCGCUGACGAGGGCGGAAAAUAGGCUAGAUGCGCUGCUAUUUUGGAUGAUAGAAUCGUUUUGAUUGGGGUUGAGGGUGGAUAUUGUCGCAGAAGGCGCUUUUUUCAAAGGCGAACAAUUUUAGUUGGCGCUUAAAGAUUAUCAAGGCGCCUUCAGUGUUUCAACACUGAUUCCAAAAUUCGUUAACAGUUUUGGUUUGAAUGCAGGAUUCUAGGUAGGUUAGAUUCUGAACUUCGCCUAUUUGAUAAAGGCGCCUUAAAGUUUUUAGAGGCCUAAACCAUAGACUAAUUUUGACAUUCGCGUACCAUGUUUCAAGAUUAUGCCGUUGACGUAGAUAUUGAUAUCGACGUUGAAGAUUUAACUUUUCGUGGCAAAGGCGUCUGCUUAGAAUUCGCCUUUUAGCGUUGAGACCGAUGAAUCAAAAAUUACACCAAAAACCUGUGCUGAAGGUGGAAUCACUCCGGGACCGCCACAAGCUGUUGCCGUCGCUUCCAGGAAGCUCAACAAAGAUCCUCCUGAUGGUGUAACUUGCGUUGAUCCUUUUUGGUACUCCUCGGAUCGACCUUUCAAGCCUUGUUUCUUCUUCUGUGUGUGUGCCCUGCUGUUGGGAAGGGAAGAAGAAGCGACCAUCUGUUCAGCUGCUGCAUUCCCCGAACAAUGCCAACCCCGAAACCGGGAUAUGUUGGAUUAUGUUCCUCCCCACACACACACACACAGAAACCUACGUUCUCCAAGGGUUUUUGAAAGGGAAAUUGUGUUUUCCUCUUUUCUUUAUUGGAAUUUGAUACCUUGGUUCGUCGGGACGGCAUCCUGAGCCAAGGCCGUGACGUAAUUCAGGGCCUGUCCCGCGCACGCAAUCUUCUAGUUUCUAGAACUGUCAGAGAUGUACGCGCGCGCACACACUGGCUGGAGAACGACGACCCGAAGGAAAUCUCAACUCAAGUAGAACAUUUAUCGUUGGAGAUUUCCUCCUUCGAAACGCACAGCCAGCAGCAGCACCAGGAGGGGUUUUUGAAAACAGGAAACGACUGCCAUUUUCAUUCAUCAAAUUUCACUCGUGGGCGAACGCGCGGCGGCGACGGCGGCCAAAACUCGUCGCGAGCGUGAGACUAUUUGGCCAUGCGCGCAGGUGCCAACCAAUAUCGAUGGUUGCGCAGCCGCCGGAACGUUUUGCGUCGUACUUGCCGGCGUAACCCUUGGUGUAGUGAAGUUGCAUGAAUGCAAGGAGUUUUUGCUGAGUUUUACAGAAAUUUAGCAAAAUGAACAUUUAUUGCUGAGUUUAGCUGAAAUUUUGCUUUAUUUUGUGUUGUUGAUUUGAAAUUUCGUCAAUUUAAAUCAAAUUAACAAUGUUGGCUUAGUGUGCUGAAGUUCAGCAAACCUUGCUGUUUCUUAUAAAUUUUGCCAAUUUUGUCAAAAAAAAACUGCGCAAUGAAACAAACGAACCUUGAUCGCCAAGGGUGCAUCUCAAGUCGCGCUGUUUUUCAAAACCGCCGAAUGAGAAUUUCGUUCGUUCAUGCCCGCAUCCGCUCACUGCUCACAGCAUCCACCAACCGAUCCGAAAUGGACCACUCUGGUGUGCUGCUGAUGUAUGCGUGUGUGUGUGUCGAGAUGUUUUUUUCGUUAUUCCGCUCGUCUUUUUUUUAUAAAUAAAAUUCAUUCAUAAACUUCUAUUUAAGUUUGAUGAAAAUAAAGCGGAUGUUGUAAUUUUUCGUGCUAAAUUUAAAUUCGAGAAAAAAAGCGCUUGUGUCAUCGUGAGUCGUGCGAUGGACGGGGAAAACGAGAACGAAAAAUUCUCAACAAGAUUCGACUCUGCCACCCCGAACGUUCCCAACCGAACCUGCGGAAUCGCUGCAACGAGCAAAAAUAAACAACCUAAACACUAGUAAAAGCGAAAAUGCAGUACCUAAAAACAAGAUGAAAUCCUUAAAAGAAAUUGAUACACCAGAAUUUUUAAGUAGCGAAAUAUCUUUUGGACAAUUGGAUAAAAUCUAUAUAUUUUGUAUAUCAUCAAAAGUUACUAAAAGUUUAAUGAAGAAGAAAAAACUAAGACAGAAUAGGGAAACAUCCGAUUAAUUGCCUUAAUGAAAUAUAUUUGCUAGGGAGAAAACUAAAAACUAAAAAAAAACAUAAAUUAAAACCCCGAAACUUAUGACGUUUUGUACGCUCGUCCAUGUGGAUUAAGAAAAGUUAAGAUUUUCCUCGCAUUUUUUCUCUUCUUUUCCUUGUUUUUUUUCUCAAAAAGAACGUUGCGCAAGAUUGUAUUUUUUUUUCUUUAUUUAGGAACAAAAACAAAACCGUAUAGACGAAGUUACGAGAAAGUAAGCUGAAGCAAAAAAGGAAGUAAAACUGAAAUGAUUUCGUGUAGGAUUUAAUUUCCAGUAUUAUCUAGUCGUGCAUUAUAAAGUAGCAGGAAAAUAAAAUAAAACUGAAAGAGAUGAAUGAAGCGUUCUUUUAAGGUGAUGAAAACCGAAGUAUAUAAUAUUCAAACAAAAAAGCAAGUAACUUGAAGAAGAAAAAACAAAAAUAACACAAAACCCAGCACAGGAAGAAACCAACUUAAUUGAUGCGAAGUGGAAAAUAAAAUAAAACUAGUGUGUUUACCCUCCCCCACGGCAGGUUAAAUCUGCAACUCUUUCGGUUUGAUUUUCGAGGAAGAAACGUUGUUUUGACUAAAUUUACGAAGAGAAAUCUAGAGAGAAAAUAAAAUUCUAAAUUACACCGUUAGGCAAAAUGAAGCUAAUCUUUACAGCAACACGCAAAACAAACAAAAAAAAUGUCCAAAAUCUCGAUGUCCGACAGCAAAAGAAAGCACAUAUAGAAUCUUAUCAGCAUUAAUACAACAUAUGAAAUAAAAGUUAAAGAAAAAAACUAAUUAAAGAGAAACAAAACAUGCGCUAUAUGAUAUAUAAUAAAAAUGGAAUCAUUACAUUGUCAACUGUACCUAAGCUGUUAUUUUUUUAAUAAAUGGUUGAAAUAAAACAAACAAACAUGGACGAUGUCAAAUAUAUUCGAAUUCCUAACACAAAAGCCUCUAAUACACGUCUCGUCAGUCAAAUCAAAACAAAAGCUGUAUAACUGUUGAACAUUAAACAAUGGAGAAAUAAUAAUAAUUAAACAAAAAUGCAAUACUCCCAUACUCCUCGGUUUUGAGCACUAUUUUCAUUCUUCUGUUAAAAAAAACAAACCCACACAUGCAUACAGAAUAUACCCGCAAAAAAAAAACAACAAUGUCAAUGUAAUCAGUUAACCAACCAAAAAACCAAACACUCAAAACCACCCCCCUCUAAAAAUGUUAUUAGGCCAAAUCCGGCGCAUUGAAAAACGGAGAGUAAAUGUUACUAAAGAAAACAAAGAUAUGGGCAACAACAACAGAAGAAAAAGGCACCUUUGAAUAUAAGAGAAAACAAGAAUGAAGAUUAAAUUUAUUAUGUUUUUCGGUAGAGUAUGUGUGAGUGCAGGGCCGUUGAAAAUGGAAAGGAAAA